UUAUUUUUAUACGCAAGUUUGUUACAUUUCAAAUGAUCAUUUGUAUUUACGCAAAAUGAUUGCACUAGUUGGCCUCCUACUUUUGUGCACAACUGAAUCUUUCGCAGGCCUGUUCCAUGGCCUCCAACAAGCGCCGAUGGAAAAUCCCGAUUUAUUCGGUGGCGAUAUGGCCGGAAUAGAUUUCGAUGAGGAUAGAAGUGCCAUAAACAAUAAGACACGUCUAUGGCCUGGCGGCAUUGUUCCGUUUGUACAAGAUCCUGGUCUCCAAGAAACAGUUAGAUAUUUGUUUUUGAUCGACAGGGCCAUGGACCAGUACAAGAGAAGAACGUGCAUCAGAUUUGUUCCCAGAACAAAUGAGAAAGAUUACAUCAGGCUGCAUCCGGGACAAGGGUGUUAUUCUUUCGUGGGUCGAGUAGGAGGACCGCAGAUCGUCUCUCUGGGCAACGGCUGCGGAUGGCAGGGAACCAUUAUUCACGAAUUGGGCCACGCCAUUGGUUUCUACCACGAGCAGAACAGAUCAGACAGAGACGAUUAUUUAAAAAUCUACUGGGAGAACAUCAAGCCAGGGGAAGAAGCUCAGUUCUUCAAAUUACUGCCUAGUCAAAAUAUCCUUCUGACUCCGUUCGACUACGAAUCUGUAAUGCUGUACGGAUCCUUGACGUUUUCCAAGGACAAAGUCAACAGACUACGCACUAUGGAAGGCAAGGACGGACGUUACUUGAAAGACGUCACCUCCAAAAAUCUCAGCAAUGAAGACAUCAAAAGAAUUAAUAUGCUGUACGAUUGCAAAAUGUAGCUCUUGUGGUAAAGAAAAUAAACAUGCAUCUGAGUUCUGCUUUCUGA
Molecule: messenger RNA, 843 nt
Organism: Argiope bruennichi
Lineage: Eukaryota; Metazoa; Arthropoda; Arachnida; Araneae; Araneidae
Product: astacin-like metalloprotease toxin 5
Exons: 6
Coding region: 56-796 (246 amino acids)
Biological process (GO): proteolysis
Molecular function (GO): metalloendopeptidase activity; zinc ion binding
Source: RefSeq, a predicted model, not a curated record